Branchiostoma belcheri (Belcher's lancelet) is the source of this 794-nucleotide messenger RNA. RefSeq names its product neurocan core protein-like. The record is from RefSeq and is a predicted model, not a curated record. Lineage: Eukaryota; Metazoa; Chordata; Leptocardii; Amphioxiformes; Branchiostomatidae. The transcript is spliced from 6 exons. The annotation marks the transcript as partial. Gene Ontology annotation, molecular function: calcium ion binding.
UGUACCUGCAACCCUGGAUGGACUGGACAGAACUGUCAGCAAGACCUAAAUGAAUGUGAUGGAAAGCCAUGUAAACAUGGACGCUGUGUGAACAAAGAUGGCGGAUACAAAUGUACCUGCAACCCUGGAUGGACUGGACAGAACUGUCAGCAAGACCUGAAUGAAUGUACCAGGAACCCAUGCCUACAUGGACGCUGUGUGAACAAAGAUGGCGGAUACAACUGUGCCUGCAACCCAGGAUGGACUGGACACAGCUGUCAUCUAGCCAAACCAUGUCCUGCGGGGUGGAAAGGAUAUGAGAACCACUGCUACAAGUUGAUGAGAGACAAAGUCAAAUGGGGAAAAGCAAAGAAACGAUGUGAACAACUCGGUGCAAAUCUGGCGUCUAUCACAAGCUAUGGCGAGGCUAACUUCGUCAACACUAUCAUCACUGGCGCUCCUGUAGGGAAGUGGGGUAUUCAUCUCGUCUGGUUUGGACUGCAUCGUAAUGAUGGAUUCCGUAAGUUUACGGAUGGGUCACAGGUAUACUACAAAAACUGGGAGCCGGGUCAGCCCAACAACAAACGCGACAUCUGGGCGGGACAGAACUGCGUCGGCAUGUACUCAAAGACUGGCAUGGGCUAUGGCGGCCAUCUUUUCGCGUUCGAUCAUGUCAAAAAGGGACGGUGGAAUGAUGACCAGUGCUACCGUCACUAUCCCUUCAUCUGCAAGCGUCAAAAAUGACAAUGCUACAUUCUUUCCCAGCGAAACCUUGUCUCUACAAACAAGGCAGGUGGACGGGACAAAUGAAGAAA